GCUCCAAGCGCGUGCCUGGCGUCUUGCAGCGAUUACGUUGCUCUCUUUCCUCCACUUCGAAGAGGACGAGGCUGGCCAUCAUUUCUUCCUGCUUUUGGCCCUUCAGGCAGUCCGUUGGGACCUGCUGCUACUUUAGGUUUUUUCUGCAGUACAGUGGAUACAAUUUGUUAUGGCUACUCUGAGUGUUAUAGGUUCAAGUUCACUUAUUGCCUAUGCUGUAUUCCAGAAUACACAGAAAUCACCAGAGAUAAGGCCUCUCUUUUAUCUGAGCGUCUCUGACCUUCUCCUGGGGAUAUGCUGGCUCAUUGAGGCACUUCUUUAUGGAGCUUCAGCAGCCAAUAAGGACAUUGUCUGCUAUAACUUGCAAGCAGUUGGACAGAUAUUCUACAUUUCCUCAUUUCUUUACACUGUCAAUUACAUCUGGUAUCUGUACAAAGAGCUGAAGAUUAGACACAACCAGAGUGGACAGAGCACAUUUCCACUGGUUAUAGAUUAUACUUGUCACAUUGGUCAAAUAGCCAUCAUUUUGUCAAGCCUGAUACCUCUGCUGUUGAUGAUACCUGUAUUCUGUCUGGGCAAUAUCAGUGAAUGUUUCCACAACUUCAGCCAGAGCCACAGGUGUAUUCUGAUGUAUUCACCAUCAGCCAUGGCUGAACUGCCUUCUGCCAACACAUCAGUCUGUAGUGCACUUUAUUUUUAUGGGAUCACCAUUUUCCUGACCAGCUUUCUCCUCAGCCUUCUCACCAUUGUGGUCUUACUUAUCCAAGCCCAGACUCUGUAUAAGAAGUUUGUAAAAUCAACUGGCUUCCUGGGGAGUGAACAGUGGGCAAUGAUUCAUAUUGUGGAGCAGCGAGUUCGCUUCUACCCAGUGGCUUUCUUUUGCUGCUGGGGUCCAGUUGUCAUUCUGAUGAUCAUAAAGCUAACUAAGCCACAGGACAUGAAGCUUCACAUGGCCCUCUGUGUUCUCCAGGCUCUAACAGCAUCAUCCCAGGGUCUGCUCAACUGUGGAGUAUAUGGCUGGACCCAGUACAAGUUCUACCAACUAAAGCAAAAGGCUCGGCGUGAUGCAGACACUCAAACACCAUUAUUAUGCUCACAGAAGAGAUUCUAUAGCAGGGGCCUAGAUACAAUGGAGUCUACCCUUACUUUUGCUACUAGCCCUCCACCGUCCUUUGAAACUGUAAUACUGGAACAUCCAGGUUUUGAUUUUACCAUCCUGGUGCUUUGUCUGUCUUCUGUGGAGUGGUUUGAAGAAAUUUUGAAAAACUGAAGUCUGCUGCCACUUUCUGCAAAUCUCCCUUCUGUUCUCAUAUUUAAAUUUG
Messenger RNA from Nyctereutes procyonoides (raccoon dog), 1322 nucleotides. RefSeq names its product transmembrane protein 116 (gene TMEM116). The transcript is spliced from 12 exons. NCBI's taxonomy places the organism in Eukaryota, Metazoa, Chordata, Mammalia, Carnivora, Canidae. The record is from RefSeq and is a predicted model, not a curated record. The coding region runs from base 170 to 1270 and encodes 366 amino acids. Gene Ontology annotation, cellular component: plasma membrane. Gene Ontology annotation, molecular function: G protein-coupled receptor activity. Gene Ontology annotation, biological process: adenylate cyclase-activating G protein-coupled receptor signaling pathway.